Ilex paraguariensis (yerba mate) is the source of this 291-nucleotide messenger RNA. NCBI's taxonomy places the organism in Eukaryota, Viridiplantae, Streptophyta, Magnoliopsida, Aquifoliales, Aquifoliaceae. The record is from the annotation of a GenBank genome assembly.
AUGGCAUACAUCAGUGUUUGCAUCUGCAUUGAAUGCGGGAAUGCUUAUGAGCAACUAGUCUUCUGUGACAUUUUCCACUCAAAGGACCCUGGUUGGAGGGAAUGCACUUCAUGUGGCAAGCCUCUCCAUUGUGGAUGCAUUGCUUCCAACUCUUUGCUUGAGCUACUUGACAGUGGUGGUGUAAAUUGCAUUAGCUGCACAAAAAGUUCAGGAGUUUGCACUGCCAAAACUGAUGAAAAGGCUAAAGGAUUAGGCAUCACAAUGUCAAAAACUGUUGGUGAAAAGGUGUAA